ACGAUGAUAAUGUUUCUGUUUACCAAUAAUGGAGGUAGACACGUGCACAGCCGAGGAGUCCCAGCAAGAUGAGCUCCAAGACACAGUCAUGCCUGCUCACACUAAUAUUAAGGACAUCAAAAAUAAGAGCAGGAGGGCGAAGGCGUUCGUGGAGAUGAAGCGGGAGAAGAGAAAAAAAAAAUUGCAGGAAGCAAAAGAAAAGAAGAAACUAGCUACCAAACUUGGAAAGAAUGCUCCUCCGAAGAAGCAGCCCCAUACGAUUGAGUCUCUGCGGGAGAAGGAUGACACCAUGGUGGAGGAGGAAGAUGAGGAGCUGGAGCAUGAGGAGGCUAAUGAUGAAUAUGCUUCAUACUUCACCAAGUCUUACGUCCCUAAAAUACUCAUCACCUGCAGCGACAACCCCCAUACAAAAACCAUUGCCUUCAUUCGAGAGCUGUGUCGCAUUAUCCCUGGUGCAGUGCCCAAGUGGAGGAGUCGCUCCAGCAUAAAGAAGAUGGUCAAGAAAGCUACAGAUAAUGGCUUCACUGACAUCCUUGUUGUCAAUGAGGACAGAAGAAUACCAAAUGGCCUCUUAGUAAUACAUCUACCAGAAGGACCCUCUGCUCUCUUCAGGCUCAGCAACCCAAAGCUGUGCAAGGAUAUUCACAGGAAUUACAAUGAGAUCACUGGUCACAGACCUGAAGUCAUCCUCAACAACUUCCGGACUCGGCUGGGGAGAGUGGUGGCGCGCAUGCUUGGUGCACUCUUCCAUUAUGACCCAGAGUUCAAGGGACGCAGGGUCUGCACAUUCCACAACCAGAGAGAUUACAUAUUCUUCCGUCAUCACAGGUAUGAGUUCAAGAACACAGAGAAGGUCAAGCUGCGAGAGCUAGGCCCCAGGUUCACCUUGCGGCUGCAGUGGCUCCAGCAGGGCGCCUUUGAUGGGGACUAUGAGUGGGCCCUCAAGAGGCAUGAGAUGGAGACCUCCAGAAGAAGAUUCUUCCUAUAGUGAUUAAUUGAGAAAAGAGAAAGAUGGACUAGUCUUAAGCACUAUUGUUUCAUACCAUCACAUAUUUAGUAAAAGAAUAAACAUUUUUGUAGUCAUGGAAGGAAAAAAAGAAAGACAGCAGGUGCCAGCAAGCUGUUGCAUGCCUGGGAUCAUUCCAAGUAAGCUCAUGUGUCUUUACUUUUGUUUGUAUUUACAAGAGGGUAGAAUGUGUAUAUUGCACUUCAUAUCCCUUUUUGGGGUACUUAGAAAAAUUCUGUAGAUAAAUCACUCCUCUUAUCAAGUUGAUGGCUGGUGUGUGAAUUCACUCAUUUACAGAGUUAUGGCAGUUUUACCAGGUGAGUAAUUUUAAUUUGUAGAUAAAAUGUUAUGCAGAAAACAUUGAUCUGGUUUAAUUGAAUGUUUCCAGGUGUAUGUAUUAGAAAAUAUUGAAUGUUACAGUAUCA
Molecule: messenger RNA, 1431 nt
Organism: Scylla paramamosain (green mud crab)
Lineage: Eukaryota; Metazoa; Arthropoda; Malacostraca; Decapoda; Portunidae
Product: probable ribosome production factor 1
Exons: 6
Coding region: 29-988 (319 amino acids)
Biological process (GO): maturation of 5.8S rRNA; maturation of LSU-rRNA
Cellular component (GO): preribosome, large subunit precursor; nucleolus
Molecular function (GO): rRNA primary transcript binding
Source: RefSeq, a predicted model, not a curated record